Messenger RNA from Aphis gossypii (cotton aphid), 423 nucleotides. RefSeq lists its product as uncharacterized. The record is from RefSeq and is a predicted model, not a curated record. The transcript has a single exon. The coding region runs from base 1 to 423 and encodes 140 amino acids. Gene Ontology annotation, molecular function: nucleic acid binding. Lineage: Eukaryota; Metazoa; Arthropoda; Insecta; Hemiptera; Aphididae.
AUGUGUACAUUACGUAAAAAUAACGAUUCCCGUCCAGUCAUUUACUUAGACGAGACCUGGGUGAAUCAAAACCAUUCCAAAAAUUAUACAUGGCAAAAUGAAGAGGAAACUGAAGGUUUAAAAGUACCUACCGGUAAGGGAGGCCGACUCAUUGUUUGCCACGCAGGUUCAAGUCAUCAUGGUUUUAUUAAGGAAGCAAAAUUAAUUUUUCGUAGCAAAUCAGGUAAUACAGAAGACUACCAUAGUCAAAUGAAUGCUGACGUUUUUAGAUCUUGGUUCGAACAAUUAUUGCAAUCCCUUGAAGAACCAUGUGUCAUCGUUAUGGACAACGCUCCAUACCACUCAAUGUUGGAACAUAAUUUUCCGAAAAGCAAUGCCCGAAAAGCCGAUAUUCAAGAAUGGUUGACUAAAAAAAAAAAUUAA